AGUUUGACACAGGCGACGCGGGGGAAGAGGGGCGCCUCCACAGCCAAGCACAGAUUUCCACCUCCCCUCCUCCCCAGCCCUUCCUUGCAGUAGGUGAGUUUGAAGAGGUCCCUGGGAUCUUUGGUCUAAGGCGAAAGGUCUUCCCAGCCAACCCUUGAGAGAUGGGAACCCACACCCUCCACCUCCCUACCGUGCAGCGUGGCCUUGCCUCUCGGGGCACGAAGCUGCGCUUGCCGCUGGGGACUGGACAAACCCAGUGCCUCUCUAGUUUCACCUCUAGAUGCUUUAAAGAGUCAGGCUUAUGUAUUUAACGACGUCAAAGCACCCGGCCCCUCUCACACUCAACGUGGGUCAGAGCCUAGGCACCUGUUCCUCAAAGUGUGGCCGCCAGCCGUGCAGCAUCAGUUCUAGCAUCACCCCGACCUGGUUAGAAAUGCACAUUCUCCGGCCCCGCCCCAGACCUUCCAGAUCCAAGGCCGAGGAGAGGGGCGCCGCCUGUGCUUUGGUACCCCUGCACGUGACCGCCUCUGCCCUGGGUCUUCGACUCCGCACAGUGUCUUCGGCUAGUGGACCUUUUGACACCCACUCCCUUGCCCCUGCUGCUAGGCCGCUAGAAGCUAGAGGCUGCGAGAGACGCCUCUGGAAACUUGCAGGGCGGAGAGGAGGCGGCAGGAGCCCGGCGGGAGAGGGACCGUCCUGGGCUGCCACUGGCAUCCGGAGCUGCGGUAAAGGCUGGCGUUUGGGGUCUGGGCUGCGCGAGCUGCGCCCACGCUCCGCAGGUGGUGCUGCUGCCGGACGCGGGGAGCAGAACUACUCCGGGAAAAGCACGUGCCGUGUUCUAGCGGUUCCUAGGCCGGUGUUUACAAGUAAGCCAUACCUGGCCAUGACUCUUUGAGAACAUUAUGGUGUUCCUUUGUGCUUCUUCUCACAAGGAGUUUUCCUAGCUGUUACCUGUUGAAGACAUGGAUAUCAAAAACUCACCAUCUAGCCUUAACUCUCCUGUCUCCUUCAACUGCAGUCAACCUGUCCUACCCCUGGAGCCAGGCCCCAUAUAUAUACCGUCGUCCUAUGUAGAGAGCCGCCAUGAAUAUUCGGCCGUGACAUUCUAUAGCCCUGCUGUGAUGAAUUACACUAUUCCCAACAACUCAGAAGGUGGACCUGGUCGACAGACCACAAGCCCGAGUGUGUUGUGGCCAACUCCUGGACACCUCUCUCCUUUAGCCAUCCAUUGCCAGUCGUCACUUCUGUAUACAGAACCUCAAAAGAGUCCUUGGUGUGAAGCAAGAUCACUAGAACACACCCUACCUGUGAACAGAGAGACACUGAAAAGGAAGGCCAGUGGGAGCAGCUGUGCCAGCCCUGUUACUAGUCCAAGUUCAAAGAGGGAUGCUCACUUCUGCGCUGUCUGCAGCGAUUAUGCGUCGGGAUACCACUAUGGAGUCUGGUCGUGUGAAGGAUGUAAGGCCUUUUUUAAAAGAAGCAUUCAAGGACAUAAUGAUUAUAUUUGUCCAGCUACAAACCAGUGUACAAUAGAUAAGAACCGGCGUAAAAGCUGCCAGGCCUGCCGACUUCGGAAGUGCUAUGAAGUCGGAAUGGUGAAGUGUGGCUCCCGGAGAGAAAGGUGUGGGUACCGCCUAGUGCGAAGGCAGAGAAAUUCUGAAGAGCAGCUGCAUUGCCUGAGCAAAGCCAAGAAAAAUGGUGGACAUGUGACACGAGUGAAGGAGCUACUGCUGAGCACCCUGAGCCCCGAGCAGCUGGUGCUCUCGCUCCUCGAGGCCGAGCCGCCCCACGUGCUGGUGAGCCGCCCCAGCGCGCCCUUCACUGAGGCCUCCAUGAUGAUGUCCCUGACCAAGCUGGCCGACAAGGAACUGGUGCACAUGAUCAGCUGGGCCAAGAAAAUUCCAGGCUUCAUGGAGCUCAGUCUGCAUGACCAAGUGCGGCUCUUGGAGAGCUGCUGGUUGGAGGUGCUAAUGGUGGGGCUGAUGUGGCGCUCCAUCGACCACCCUGGCAAGCUCAUCUUUGCUCCAGACCUCGUUCUGGACAGGGACGAGGGGAAAUGUGUAGAAGGAAUUCUGGAAAUCUUUGACAUGCUCCUGGCAACGACUUCAAGGUUUCGUGAGUUAAAACUCCAGCACAAAGAGUAUCUCUGUGUCAAGGCCAUGGUCCUCCUCAACUCCAGUAUGUACCCUUCAGCUGCUGCAAGCCAGGAGGCUGAGAGCAGCAGGAAGCUGACUCACCUGCUGAACGCCGUGACCGAUGCGCUGGUCUGGGUGAUUGCCAAGAGCGGCAUCCCCUCCCAGCAGCAGUCCGUCCGCCUGGCUAACCUCCUGAUGCUCCUUUCUCACGUCAGACAUGCCAGUAACAAGGGCAUGGAACACCUGCUCAACAUGAAGUGCAAAAACAUGGUCCCUGUCUACGACCUGCUGCUGGAGAUGCUGAACGCCCACACACUUCGCAACAGCAAGUCCUUGGUCACAGGGCCAGAGCGCAGCCCAGUGGAAGCGAGUGAGAGCAAAGAGGGCUCCCAGAACCCCCAGGCUCAGUGAUGCCCAGCUCUGAGGUGUGACAGGCUGCAGAGGAGAUCAGACGCUGCAGCGUGAACUCCAGCGGGAAUCAGGAGCCUGUCAGGGGUGGGUGGGCUUCUCGGGCUUUCUGCUGUGCGGUCACACCAGGCUCGGUCGGUACCGUCCUUCUCUGACCUCCCCACCUCCCGGGAGUCAGAGUGAGAAGACCAGUGUUUUCUGUCACCAGGGGGCACGGCUGAGUGCAGUUUAUGUCUUGCUUGGCCUCGUGGGAUCUCACUGGGCUCUCUCUUACUUUCCAUCUCCCUUCUGCCCUUUGGAAAACAUCAUCUUACAGGUUUUGGGGUGAAUGGUGGAAACCUGACCUGGAAGGGUUGUCAAGUAGAAAGGGAGGAGAAUGUAGCGACUUAACCUGCCCCUUCCAACAGUCCUUCGUAUGCUGCCUCCUGACCACUUGAUUGUAGGAUUGAAAACCACGAUGAUAAUCAACUGGUUCCACACACUUACCUCACAGGCCCAUGAGGACGGAUGUCACCAUGACUCUGUCUAAGGCCAGAGGGAACGUGAUCUAGGGAGCCAGUGGACAAGCUAGGACCUUGCUGCCAUCCUCAUGCAGGUACACCCCUCUUGAUUUAGAGAGCCUGCGAAUUAUUUGGGGGGCUGUGUGUCUGUGUGAUCACCUUCAUGGAGGAGUGUGGAUUUAAAUACCCCUGCCCCUGGAAUCCUGGGAUUGCCCCCCCCUUUUAAUGGAGGUACUGGGGCUUGAACCUAGGACCUUGUGCAUGCUAAGCACGCCCUCUACCACUGAGCUUUACCCUCCCCACUUCCCCGCCAUGGAAUUGCUCUUUCAUAAAACUCUCUUGUCCCAAGGGACCCAGCAUGUGUGCUAGAGGAACGGACCAGUAUUUGUAGGAAUGGGGUUUCUCCUGUGAGUGUGCAUCCCUGGGGCAGCCACAACUGCCACACCAGCCACCCAGGACAGACAGGGACACUUCAGGCUGUGUGUGUGAGGCGUGCUCUCCUACGGAAGGAUGAACAGCUACAUACACAUCAGCAUGUCAGGUUCAGGGCCAAACUGUAUAGAAUGGAUAGCCACACCACUUGAACAAGAUUGUGAACUCUGUUUAAAAAAGAAAUAUUUAGGGGUAAUUAUUUAUAGCUAGAGAGAAUUCUUUUGUACCCUAGGGGUCUUUUAAAAUAUUUUCUUAUCAGAACAUUUAUAUGAUGGGCUGGGUGAAAUAAACUUACUAAAAUAUUAGUUCUUAUUUCACGUGGAAUUUAAAUAGGACACAAUGACAAAGCACCUCUGAAAUCACAAUUUUAACUCACUUUUUAAAAACUGAAAAUUUUGUACAAAUUUUCAGGAACAUAGUGAAUGCAUAAAAUGAGUUACAGCUAUGCUUUGGAAGGGAGGAGUUAAUCAUGUGUGAUUUUUGCGAUGUUUUAAAAAAUUACUAUGUGGUAGGGGAUUCAUGUAUUUUCUUGUUGAAAAUAGUAAAUAUGGAGUGUGCCAGCCAAAUUAAACCUAGUCAUUAGGAAGAUUAUAGUCAAUAACGUAAGGUUAGUUUCUUCUAAGGUGAUCUUGAAUAAUUCUUAAUUUUGGUAUCAGUGCAAUUUUACUAAAAAAGUUGAGCAAAGCUGUAUCAGAAACACUUGACCACAUACCUAGACAGCACAGCUGUCCGUAUUCUGAGGUGAUUUGAAAUUUUUCUUAGUGACUCAGUGUUGCAGCCUCAGUGAGACUCAGUACGGGAAAGAAGCUGGACUCCAGGGAAGCAGUGUUUUUCAGAAGGUAAAUUUUCUUUCUUUCCGGCCAGCUCAGAACCCUCCUCACCGACAAACAAGGAGAUGAGGCUACAGAGCAGGAAGUGGAGGCAAAGAAGGCAGCCGCGUACAGUGACUUAAUUGUAUUUCUAAGAGAGACCACCAGGUUGAAAAAACAAAAACCAAAACAGAAUGAGGUCCAAGCUACUGCCCCGUUAGUAAGUAGUGAGGCUUUGCAGGUUGGUUUUGAUGCCAGAGUGGGUACCAGAUUGGUCCCAGGUGUCCAAGCACCUGUCUGUGCCAGCCCCGUGUGCUCGCCCACACGUGCCCACUGCUCAUCCUCCACAGACACUCCUGCAUGCUCCUCUGGGCGGCUUAUUCCAGUGCAUUUGGAUUUAGCCCGCGAACAAGAGGUAACGAUUUUGGUCACUUCUUCUUGGCUGAGGUCUCAGUUGGAUGUGCUGGGAAUACAGGUUACUCAGCCCAACCUGAGGCCGCCCUGGGGCAAGGCUGUCUCUCAGCCUGUGGUCUGGGCCAAGCAGGCAGUUGAGAUGAUAUGGUCUAUGGUUUAAAGGUGUUCUUCUUUUGACUAUUUAGGGCCCUUUCCCCCUUUCAGGUGAGUGUUUCGAAUCUGUUCCCAUUAGCUCCAGAUGUGUCCCUAAGGAUGAGCCCAGUGUGCAGAGUCAGGCUGCUGUUUUUAUGGGUUUUGGGUAAACCCCCAUGUCCACUUUAAAGAUUAGUCACUUCUCUUUAAUAGUGCUUUCUUUUGAAAGUCGUCUUUUGUGAGGGUCUCUAACUGUCCCUCCCCACAAAGUGGUCCACAGGCAGUUUAAAAUUCUCCCAUAGCUAAGCAAGGAUUUGUGUCUUCAAGUUCAGUUUUUAAAAGGAAUUACCUAGGAGGAAUAGGACCUGACAACUGUAAAUGAGAAUUAGAGUACUGAAAAAACCCCCCACCCAAGUACAUUUUAUAUAUCAUGGAAAAGUGACCCUCAGCUUUGCCUUAGACUCAUAUGGCAAGAUCCCUUCCCCCCAUUUUGGUCUGUGAGCAAUCGUUUAAUACUAGAAACUUCUUUGUGGAAGAUGAGUGAGAUUUGAGCUAAAUUCCAAAAACAUGAGUGUCUAAUAUGGGAUCAUAUAGACACACUUUAAUAAAAUAAUUAACAUGGACUAUUCUUAAUGCAGAAAACAUUAGAACAGUGUUCACACAGGUUCCUGGGAGCGAGCUGGCAGCCCCAAAAGACGACCGCGCAGGCUACCUCCGGAGAGCCACACCGUGAGUUUUCACACGUUCCACCUGCAUUCCCUCUGCCCUCACCACGUCCUCUGGCCUCAGGCCUGUCACGUGCUCACUGUCCACCAGGACUAAAUACAAAAGAUUCAACCCUAAAAUAAUUUUGAAGAGGUUUUUCUUCAAAAACAAUGCGGUGAGAACAGAACAUUGUCAGCUUAAUAACAUUUCUGGAGGGUCUUAAUGGUAUUAGAAACAAACAAUGCGAAGUCAGCAAAAGCUCGUUGGUGAGACACUCUUCAUCUGGAUUACUUCACAGGCUAACUCAGCUAGAAGGGCAAUUAUAUUUUAUUUCAGUUAAAAAAAGUCAGUUCCCAAUUCUUGGCAGACCUACGUUAUAUAUUCAAAUAUAUAAGCUAAGUGGAAGCAAUUCCAGAAUUUUCUAGCAUGUGAAAACAGUUUGGUUGUUACUUAAAUCUGCUAAGAAACUUGCAUAUAUUGAGUUUUUCAAAUUCAAGGGUGAACCUUCAGUUUUUAGGUCUACUUUGAAACAAAACAUUUUUUAAAGUUUUUGGUGGGGGGAGAUAAUCAGGUUUGUUUAUUUUUAAUGGAGGUACUGAGGAUUGAACCCUGGACCUCAUGCAUGCUAGGCACACACUCUACCACUGAGCUAUACCCUCCCCACUAAAACAUUUUUAUUUAAUAAGAUUUAACACAUUUCCUUAAGAUGCUAAAAGUCUUAAAUAUAAUAAAGGUUAUGUGAAGGUAAUUAUAAAAAUACAUUGUUUAUUACCUAAAAAUAACGUUUGUGAAACACUGUGUGCCAGACACAGUGCUAAGUGCCUCGUACAUUCACAUUUAAUGCUCAUAAUAAUUGCUGUUAUCCCAAUUUGCUGGCUAUGGAAACUAGAGAGUCUAAGUAGACUUGCUUAAGGUCACAUAGGGAGUAAAUGACAGAGUUGACCACAGGCAGUUGAAGUUCCAGUGCUGAAAGAAAUCACGCAGUUUAAAAAAGCUGAAGAAAAAAUAUUUUUAGGCUGCAGAAUCCAUCAAAUGCCAUCUGACACGCACAGCUACUCUGGUUUAAGUGGGGCUUGGCUUGUGGCACCUACCUGUCCAAUUUCCAGCACAUCCCUGUAGACGAGAAGCCCAGUCUCAUCUUUCAUACGUGUGUCAGUUAAAGCCCAGAGGGGUAUGUGGACCCGCUCAAGGUCAUAAAACUACUUAUGGCAAAGCUUGGGCCAGAACUCAGGUCUUCUGCCUGCCUGGCCAGCACUCUUCCUUCCGCAGGACUUCUUUAGGAGUCUGCUGCUCGAGCUGAGUCUCAGCUCAUCAAGGAGAGCUACGGCUGCCUCCUCCUGUACCAUCUACCUUCAGUUUAGACGGGGUCUGCAUGAACGUUACCGAAUAGCAGCUGUGACAGGUGGGAAAAAAUAGGAUGAAUUGUAUCAUUCCUCCCCUCUCAUUCUGGGCUCAUAAGCUCGUGGGUGGUCCUUCUGUCACCUCCUCCUGGCUGUUACUGCCUUCCCCAGAUGUGUUGCUGUGAAGUAGUUCCUGGAUACUAACUUGUGUAACAUUCUCGCACCUUUUAGGCAGUGAUGCUUCCCCAUGGAGUCUGGUCUACCACUGUGCAAAAUACAUGCAUUUAUUGUGUUUAUAGCUCUCCAAGUUGCUGGAAUUUUUGCUCCAGUGGCAGCUCUAAGAUGUGCAUCCCCUGCAAUAUUAUUCUUAUAACCCUUUUUGUUGCAUUGGAGUUGAGGGUCUUUUUUCUUUUAAUUGCAAGGGUCCUCUUCACUUGUGGGGCUAGUCAGUGCUAUGUGACGGUGGGCUUCCUUUACAGGAAGGGGGUACGUGUGCCUAGGCAAGCCCAGAUCAGCUCUUGUGACUGCAGUCUGUACUGGGUGUCUAAAUGCCAUGACUGUUGGUCCUGUAACUUUGUUAUUCAGUGGUCCUGUGUACCUCAGAACCCACUGGCUGCCUGUAACUUGUCAUUUUUGUCCGAUGAAUGCUUUGCAUCAUUAAGCAGGCUUUUAAAUUUGGGCCUUUUGACAAAUGAAUGUUUGCUGUUGUGUGAAAGUAGAUUUUGAGAUCUGCUUUCUAUUCCUCCAGGUACUACUUUUUCUUUGCUAUAUGCCU
Messenger RNA from Vicugna pacos (alpaca), 7650 nucleotides. NCBI's taxonomy places the organism in Eukaryota, Metazoa, Chordata, Mammalia, Artiodactyla, Camelidae. The record is from RefSeq and is a predicted model, not a curated record.